This is a messenger RNA of Oppiella nova, 598 nucleotides long. The record is from the annotation of a GenBank genome assembly. NCBI's taxonomy places the organism in Eukaryota, Metazoa, Arthropoda, Arachnida, Sarcoptiformes, Oppiidae.
AUUUGGUUUAGUGAUGGCAUUGGUGUGCGAGUCGUGUGCAAACACUUUCAUUACAGUUAACCAUCAACUGUGCGAUUAUAUGGCACAUCCCAGCGCAUCCCUACUCAUCCCAAACGCAUACACACACCGAUCCCACCCAUCCAUCGGCUUUGAUCCGAAAUUUCUUAGGAAUACACGGAUUUGAAAAGAAUUUUAUUUAGAGAUCAAGUUUUGGCUGAAUUAGUCGAGUGAUUAUCUCCCUGUCUGCAGUUUGACUCAACACCCCAACUAAUAUCCAAGUAUGCCGUUCACACCUGUCGCCCAGGCCAAUUGUGGCAAAUGCCAAAAGCCCGUCUACGCGGCCGAGGAGGUGCUCGCCGGAGGCCUUAAGUGGCAUAAGAUUUGCUUCAAAUGUGAUCUGUGCCACAAGCGAUUAGACAGCACCAACAACAACGAGCAUCAAGGUGCCCUGUACUGCAAACAGUGCUAUGGCCGCAAAUUCGGUCCCAAGGGGUACGGGUUCGGUGGUGGUGCCGGUGCCCUCAGCAUGGACAAGGGCGAGCACUUGGGUAACCAGGAUUGCCAGAUGUCGUACGUAUUCAACGCAUGUAUUGAGUGA